Messenger RNA from Prorocentrum cordatum, 1944 nucleotides. Lineage: Eukaryota; Dinophyceae; Prorocentrales; Prorocentraceae. The record is from the annotation of a GenBank genome assembly.
GGCCAGCCGAAGUCGGUCCUCCGCGCCACCACCUUCCGCAGGCGGCGGUGGGCCCAGGCAGCGGCAGAGCGCGCAGCAGGCGGCGGUGGCGAUCGUCGGCUACGGCUACAAGGCGGGCAGGCGCACGCAGGAGCACGAGCUGGCGGCGCAGCCUCCAGGCACUGGCAGCAGCAGCAGCAGCCAGAGCCCUGCGCCCAGAAGGCUUGCCAGCGGGGUCAGCCAGCAGGAGCCGCUGCGGGCGCAGAAGCCCGCAGACAAGGUCGGCUCCGGGAGGCAAGCCAAGACCGCGGACAAUGGGAGCAAAGCAGCGAAGGACUCGGGGACCGCGGCGGCAGGGCGCGGGAGCGGGCGGGAGGCCGCAGCCCGAGCAGGACCUCCGACGGAGCGCCCCAAAGACCGCGGUGGCAGCGGGGACCGAGACCGUGGCAAGGAUCGCAGCGGCAGCAGAAAGAAAGCAAGGGCCAAGGACCGCAGCGCCAGCCAGCGAAAGGCCCCCGCCAAGGACCGCAGCCCCGACCCCAAGAAGGUCCGGGCCAAGGACCGCAGCGCCAGCCAGAAGAAGGCCAACGCCAAGGACCGCAGCGCCAGCGCGAAGAGGGAGAGGGCCAAGGGCCGCAGCGCCAGCCCCAAGAAGGUCCGGGCCAAGGGCCGCAGCCCCAGCAGGAGGAGGGAGAAGGCCAAGGCCCGGAGCCCCAGCGCGAAGAAGGUCCCCGCCAAGGAGCGCGGCGCCAGCCCCAAGAAGGUCCGGGCCAAGGGCCGCAGCGCCGACCCGAAGAAGGCCCGGGCCAAGGGCCGCAGCCCCAGCGCGAGGAGGGAGAAGGCCAAGGGCCGCAGCCGCAGCGGGAAGAAGGUCCGCGCCAAGGCCCGCAGCGCCGAGAGGGAGCAGGCCAAGGCCCGCAGCGCCAGCAGCAGGAGGGAGAAGGUCGAGGGGGAGCCCGCGCGACGGAAGUACCGCGUCGGCGAGGUCGUGCAGGGGCUGUACAAGGCGAGGAGCUGGUACACCGCAAAGAUAAGGAGCUCCCUGACGGCAGCUACGUGGUGGAGUGGGCCGACGGCGACGCGAGCGACCGCAAGAAGGCACCAGGAGAUGGCUGCGGCCGCGCCCGAAGCCGCCGGCGAGGGUCUGCAGCGACAGCACGAGCCCGAGCAGACGCGGGAAGGACCGAGGCGGCACCGCCCUGCGGGGCGCAGCCAGCGCGGCCGCCCUCCGAAGGCGCCGCCGCCCCGCUGCCCGCCGCGCGGCCGGCGCAGCCCCCGCCGCCGCGCAGCCCGGAGCCCCGCGGCGCCGCGGCCCGCGCAGCCCGCGCGCGCGAGGCGGCCUCGCCGCCGCGCGGGCGCGCCGCCACCGCCGCGGGCGGCGUCGUCUUCGCCGGAGCCGCCGCGGCGGGCGGCGUCGUCGUCGGAGGCGCCGCGGCGGCGGGUGGCGUCCCCGCGGGCGGCGUCCCCGCGGGCGGCGCCGCCGCGGGCGGCGCCGCCGCGGGCGGCGUCGUCGCCCGAGGCGCCGCGGCGGCGGACGCCGUCCCCGCGGGCGGCGGCUGUUUCGCCGCCGCGGGGGGAGCCGCGCCGGGGCUCGCCGCCGCGGUCGAGCAGGUCAUCGUGGUGCGCCAUGGCGAGCGCUUGGACGAGGUGGACCGGCAGGCCUGGCGUGCCGAGCGAACCGAGGCUCGCCAGGCGACCCGGAACGACCCUCCCCUCACCGAGAGGGGCUGGGCGCAUGCGGGCUCGGUCGGGCAGCAGCUGCGGUCGCUGAUAGCGCCGGGGGCCGCGGUCACUGUGUACAGCAGCCCUACGUCGCGGACGCUCUCCACCGCCGCCGCGCUCGCAGGCCAUCCUUGGCGUGGCACCGAGGGGCGGGAGGGCGCGAGAGUGACUGGCGACCUUCCGCAAGGGCAGGUCGCCCCUCGCAAGCCGCCCUGCCCUCCCAGGCGCCCCCUCGCGUCGUGA